AUGCAAGUAGGGGUGAAAAACUUAACACGUGUUUGUUCGAAAAUGGCUCGGACGAAAUCCCCUUCAGCAGCGUCUGAUAAAGAUAAGAAGAAACCGAAAGAAGUCAAGAAGAAGAAAGGUGAUUCCGGGUCCAGCAGCAGUGACAGUAGUGGCAGUUCAUCAGAGAGCAGUUCAUCAAGGUCUUCAUCGCGGUCAUCAUCCAGCAGUUCCGGCAGCUCAUCACGGUCAUCAUCGUCAUCUAGCUCAUCCAGCAGCAGCAGCAGCAAUAAUGAUCGUUCUAGACCAAAAAAGAAGAUCUCCCCAAACAAAAGCCCUAUUAAGGACCGCCGUGAACCAGAGAGGGACAAAAAUAGAGAUAGAUCACCCCUUGGUGAUAAGAAAAAGUUAUCAGUACCAUCAUCAAAUGAUAAAGCAAAGAGUAAGGAGAAACAUGACAGGUCACCUGGUCGCAAAAAGCGGGAGCGUUCUCCACCCCCACGACCUACAAGAAUUCAUAUUGGACGAUUGACAUUGAAUGUGUCGAGAGAUCACAUUCAUGAAAUAUUCUCAACUUAUGGCAAUGUUAAAGCUGUUGAGUUCCCAAUGGAUAGACUACAUCCUCAUAAUGGUCGUGGUUAUGCAUAUGUGGAGUUCAGCAAUGCAGAUGAAGCAGAAAAUGCUAUGAAGCAUAUGGAUGGAGGGCAAAUUGAUGGGCAAGAAAUCACAGCGGCUCCAGUUCUGAUACCUUCUCGUCCACGACGUCCUUCGCCGCGUCCUCCGCCGCCAAGGCACGCCCCACCACGACGACACUCACCACCGAGGUACCGUCGGCGUAGCCCCCUGCCGCGGAGGCGCUCUCCGCCAAGACGGCGCCGCUCCCGCUCGCGUUCACCACGCGCUGCGCCACGUCGCCGUCGCUCCAGAUCCAAAGAUCCUGUUUCCAAUGCCAAGUAG
Messenger RNA from Arctia plantaginis, 933 nucleotides. NCBI's taxonomy places the organism in Eukaryota, Metazoa, Arthropoda, Insecta, Lepidoptera, Erebidae. The record is from the annotation of a GenBank genome assembly.